ACCCCAAAAAUAUUGUCAAUGAGCGACAACGACUCAGAGCACUCACUCACAUUGUAUAACACAUCCUUGCGGCGCCCUGUCCUUCGCUUCCUGGUGUCAAGGCCUGUCGAGGGGUUGUGUAUUGUUGAUCAGGCUCGAAACUGUACUGAUAUGUCGCCACGAGCUUGCUACACCACCUCUUAACACUGCAUCCGACCUCCGUCUCCUCCCACCCGUGGUGAGGAGCUCUCCUGUGUAUCGCAAACACACACUCCGACACCGCCUUCGCGAUGCAGAGAAUCCUCCGUAUCAACCUUCUGGCGCGGAACCAAGCACUUAAAGCCAAACGAAAGAAGAACUUGAAGGACGCUAAGGCAGAAUGGCGGGAGCACGCGGCACGCCAGAUUGCAGCAGAGAAGACGAAGCGAGAAUUCGUCAAAGAUGAGCGGAAGAAUCGUCGAGAAGACUGGAUCGCCGGACCGCUUGCAUCGAAACGUGAUGCCGCCGAGAAAGCAGAUCUUUAUGGCACUGUCAGUGGCAUACUCGCGCAGGGUCCCAAUUUCCCACAACGGGCCCGGAAUGCUCCCAGAGGCAGCGGUGGGGACAAGGUUGGUUCGGAAGGCCUGAUUGGCGAACAUAAAGAGUGGGAAGGCGAAGGGAACGAAGGCAACAUUGUCGCUGGCGACCGCGUGGUCGUGAUCCAAGGCCACGAGAGUAUAAUCGGCCAAAUCGGGACGGUGAAUGAAGUACAGCUGCACAGGAAAGAGCUGGCAAUCGAGGGUCUGAAUAUGGCCGACGUUGUAUUACCCGAGGGCUCACGACUACGAGACCGAAUGCCCUUCCAGAGCAUGGAGUUGCCACUCCCCUUAUCCGCGGUACGUCUUGUGUAUCGAUCGACAGACGACGCGACCGGCAAAGACCGCGACGUGAUCGUCAAGCACCUGCGCGGUGGCGCACCGUAUUUUCAGCGUGAGGCCAACUCCAGCCUCCCUCGACACACGCGGUUCAUCGCGGGCGAGGACGUCGAGAUUCCCUGGCCGGAAGACGAUCCGCAGAAAUACCAGAUCUUCAAUGGCGACACGAGCCGGUUCGAGGUCGAGUACCAGUCGUACACGCCGAGUCUUGACGAGCGGAACCCGGUGUUGCCUCACCCAUCGAUUGUCGACGAGCUUAAUGAGAAAAAGUACGACCGCGAUCGGGCGUGGCAUGAGGAUGAGUAUGUGCGGUUGAAGGUCCUUGAGGAUGCGCGCGCCGUGUGGUAUGAGUCGAGGAAGCUUAAGACGCCGGCAAUGGAGCUUGCUGAGGAGAAGAAGAGGGUUGCCGCGCAGAGAGCAGAAGAGGUCAAGCAGCGGGGUGUCACGGAGGCUACGAUACGGUUGUUCAAAGAGGUGAAGAGUGCAAAGAAAAAGCAGAAGGUGGCCGUAUAGCAUGGACUGGGUUCCGCUUUAAGCAUGGCGAUGGGAAAGUGAUUGUACCUUCUUCUGGGUCGAAUUCUUUGGUCGGAUAUAGGUGUUGGCAUAGAUCCUUUCACUUAGCAAGGACGCUGCUGGAAAAGCAUUGUACAGAUAUAUGACUCUCUUGUGAUGAUAU
This is a messenger RNA of Exophiala viscosa, 1569 nucleotides long. RefSeq lists its product as uncharacterized. NCBI's taxonomy places the organism in Eukaryota, Fungi, Ascomycota, Eurotiomycetes, Chaetothyriales, Herpotrichiellaceae. The coding region runs from base 270 to 1406 and encodes 378 amino acids. The transcript is spliced from 2 exons. Gene Ontology annotation, cellular component: ribosome; mitochondrion. Gene Ontology annotation, molecular function: RNA binding; structural constituent of ribosome. The record is from RefSeq and is a predicted model, not a curated record. Gene Ontology annotation, biological process: translation.